AUGGGUUUAUUACCGCACGGCUAUUUCGAUCCGCCGCCACACAGCAGCACACCUGUGGAUGAUACUGAGGCACAGGCCGCUAAUGACAUGGAUGAUGGUACAGGUGGCGCGGACAAUGAACAGCACAAUGACCCUGCUUGGCCUGCAUUGGAGAUUGACGAGGUUCGCACGAUAGAUAGUGAUAACAACUUUGAAGUGUUGAUCGUAAGUGACUCGCAUAAGUUGUGGGACAUUCCCGAAGGAAAAAGGGUCGUUAUGGAGUAUAAUGGGGCGUGGCAGCCUGUAGGACAAAGCGGCAAAAAGUUUAGACGGAUGACUGGCAAGGCGUGCAAGGCCGGGACCUUUAUUAGGCUAUCUGACAACUGGGAUGAUGUACCAGAACAAUGCAAGGAGGAUUUGUUUCAGUCUUUGAUGCGUUACUUUUACAUCAUGCCUGGGUCGGAUAUUACGGCAAUUAAGAAGGACGCUUUCAGGGACAUGGGCGAGAAGCAGAAGCUUUUAAGGCACAAUUUAAGAAAGAAGCUCAGGAUUCAGAGCGACGACACUCCUGGGACAGUGUCGGCAAGGAUGGCCCAGACCAUUUCAAAGUACAACCCCGCAGACGUUGAAAUAUUGUUGGGAAAAUGGUGCGAUCCCGCUUAUCAAGCUUUCUGUGCGCACAUGAAAGAGAUACGAGCACAAAAUCAAAUACCACACUACAUCGGCUCGAAGAGCCUUGCAAGGCUGGCACAUGAGGAAAUGCUUAGUACGGGCAAGUCUCCUACGCGAGCGAAAACUUAUAUCAAGAGCCAUAAAAAGGCAGAUGGUAGCUGCCCAAAUCCGGUAGUCGCAGCGAGGAUUGCUCGAAUGGAAGAGUUAUUGGAGAAUGACCCUGCGGAACAGGUAGAAGGGCCACAUGGGACGAUAAGGUGGACACCGGAUGAUGCUUAUGCUCAGGCGCACGACAAUAAGCCUGAGUAUGCAGGUCGUGUCCGAGGGGUAAGUAAGAAUAUUUUGCCUGCGCGCGGCACAAUCCACUCAUAUUAUACACCAUCCCAAACACGGUCGCAGAACCGUGGUGGUCCAAUGGUCUCGCGUGAAGAAUUCGAAAGAGCCAUUGAAGCCGAGAGGGAGAAGCACAGAGAGCAAAUGGAUGCGAGGCUAGCGUAG
Molecule: messenger RNA, 1149 nt
Organism: Corylus avellana
Lineage: Eukaryota; Viridiplantae; Streptophyta; Magnoliopsida; Fagales; Betulaceae
Source: RefSeq, a predicted model, not a curated record